This is a messenger RNA of Aspergillus oryzae RIB40, 1506 nucleotides long. RefSeq names its product cytochrome P450. Gene Ontology annotation, molecular function: heme binding; oxidoreductase activity, acting on paired donors, with incorporation or reduction of molecular oxygen; iron ion binding. The transcript has 3 exons. Bases 1 to 1506 code for a protein of 501 amino acids. Lineage: Eukaryota; Fungi; Ascomycota; Eurotiomycetes; Eurotiales; Aspergillaceae. The record is from RefSeq and is a predicted model, not a curated record.
AUGACUCAACUACGUAUCGUGGAAGUCGGAAGUCGGAACUCUGAAGGCAUUGAUAAGGAUUUUUCCGACUCCAAAGUCCGCGAACCACCUGGUCCCAAGGGUCUACCCAUCGUUGGCAACUUCUUCGAAGUAUACCCCGACCAUCUAGGAAACCACCAACGUCUCUUCGAGCAAUACGGCCCAAUCAUCAAGACCACUAGUCUCGGGCGUACAACAUACCAAACCAACGAUCCAGUCUUGUCAUCCAUUGUAUUUGCUGAGUCUGAUUUCUUCACCAAAAAGAUCAACGAGGCACAUCCCCUCUACGCACUUAAGCAGCCCAGCGCCGGUGUUUUCCUAGGCGACACCGAGACGCCAGAAUGGAAGGUCGCGCACAAGUUCUUGCCUCCGGCUCUUGGCCCCAAGGCCGUCCGUCACUACGCGCCUACCAUGCAGGAGACGGUCGAGGAUGCCUUUAAGGUAUUCGAUGAGUUUGAUAAGCAGGGCGAGGCGUGGAAUGUUUACCAGUAUAUGUUGAAGCUGGGAUCCCAGGCUGUUGGGAAACUUACGCUGGGUCUUGACUUUCAACAUUUUACUUCUCCCGAUGCUAAUCUGCACGAGAUGGUCAAUCUGAUUGCUGAGUUACUCUCGCUCAACAAGAAGGUCACGUCCAAGGGUGACUGGUACGCCAAGUUGCCUUUCGGGGACCCACAGAAACUCAAGCAGAUCAAAGUGCGCAUUAUAGAGAUGGUCGAGGAAUCUAUUCGGUCGGCUGAGCGGGGAGGUGUCGUCGACCUCCCUCUCCAGGAUGCGGCAUUGCAGGCUUCUAACAUGGUCGAUUAUGCGGUACGUGCCACCGAUAACAAAGGCGAGAAGCUACCGAAGACAAGUCUUGUCUGGGCUCUUACCGUCGCAACUGGGGCUGGCUUCACAACCACCAGUUCCCUUCUUUCAUGGCUUAUUUACGGUCUUGUCACGUAUCCCGAUAUGCAAGAAAGGCUUCUACAGGAACUGAUCGACCAUGACAUCGACGAGAAUACCCAACUUACAGCCGACAUCACCGACCGUCUUACCUUCCUCGACAAGUAUAUCAAGGAGACACAACGUCGCCACAACCCAAGUUUCCAGCCGGGUCGAACAGCAAAGGUUGACCUCAUUUUGCCGGGAGGGUACAAAAUUCCCCAGGACUCGGUUAUUAUUCCCGCACUGCACCACAUCCACAACAACCCCGAACUCUGGGAUAACCCUCAAAAGUUUAAUCCCGAUAGAUGGGAUACCGAGGAGGUGAAGAAUAGACACAAGGCUGCGUACAUACCUUUUGCCAUGGGGCCGCGGAUGUGUAUUGGGUUCAACUUUGCCCUGCAGGAAAUUAAGGUCUUCCUUCCUAAGCUGAUUUACCGGUACAAGUUCACUCGCGAGGGAGAUGGCCACAUUGAGUACGACCCCAUGUUCCAGUUGAUUCGGCCGAAUAACUUGUAUGUUCGGGCAGAGAGGAGAGUUAAGUGGCCACCGAAGACGGAGAACUAA